GAGAAAAAAAAGAGGUGAAUUAUACCUACUCUAUUACCCUACUGUCAUACUACCAUACCUAGUAUGGCAUGUCCCUAGUAGAUAUCACAGUCCACAGUCCACAGUCCAUAUCCCAUUCUCAUUCUCAUUCUCAUUCUCAUUCUCAUUCGCAUUCGCAUUUCUCCUCCAAAACUUCCGAUGGUCGCAUCAACAAUUCGAAUUCAAAUUAAAACAUACCGCCACUCUCCUUUUUCUUUCUCUUUCUCUUUCUCUUUCUCUUUCUCUUUCCCUUGAGCUCUUUAAUACCUUUGAUAUCUCGCUCGCUGGUGAUACAUCCACCAAGUCUUUCUUUUACCUUUCAACCCUUACAAGAUUGCUGUAAUUUGCCUACGACCUAGGUGAUUACAACAACAACACCAACUUACUCAACAAAAAAGAAAGGAUAGAUAGAAUCCAUUCAUUUGGCUUCCUAUUUUCCCUACAUCUUUCCCCUUUUCGAAUCCCUCACGAAGUCGAUAUACUUCUCCUUCUCCAUCAACCGAUCAUUGUCUCUUCACCAAAACAUCUCUGCGUCGCAGACAUUCAGAAAUCAUCAUGGAUAUCGCAUUGGAAGUGACCGACAAAUACUUCUUCGAUCAUUUCUACUCCGCCCUCUUGCCCGCAAAACCUAUACUGUUGAAUGCCAUUGGAGAACAAAUCAAUGGCACAACCCUCGAUCCGAAAACGGCUUCAACAUGGCAAUACCAUCCCUCGAAUUCUUUUCUUCAGUUUGAACCCACAGAUGCCGCUUAUACGAGUCAAUGGGAUAGAGAUAAUAUCUUUCGACAAGCUUUCUCACUGUUCCUGAUUACUUGGAUCGCAGGUGCAGCCAUUUACUUCACAAUCUCUACCCUCUCGUACUUAUUCGUCUUCGACAAAACUACCUUUCAACAUCCCAAAUUCCUCAAAAAUCAAAUCCGCAUGGAAAUUUCUCAAGCGUGUAACUCGAUGCCUUUAAUGUCCAUUCUCACUACACCCUUCUUCCUCGCAGAAGUGAGAGGCUAUUCAAAACUAUACGAUCUUACAUCUGAAGGACCGGGUAUGUGGUACAACUGGUUCCAAUUUCCACUUUUCCUCCUCUUCACAGAUUGUUUCGUCUAUUUCAUUCAUCGCGGUCUCCAUCAUCCUUCCGUAUACAAGACACUUCAUAAACCACAUCACAAAUGGAUUAUGCCCACUCCUUACGCUUCAAUUGCAUUUCAUCCCGUAGAUGGCUGGAUGCAAUCUCUCCCUUACCACGUCUUUCCCUUCAUCUUCCCACUUCAGAAAUUCGCAUACCUAGGUCUCUUCUUCUUCGUACAAGUCUGGACGGUGUUUAUUCAUGAUGGAGAAUAUGUGGCCAACAGUCCGAUUUUGAAUGGAGCCGCCUGUCAUACGAUGCAUCAUCUUUACUUCAAUUAUAAUUACGGUCAAUAUACAACACUUUGGGAUAGAUUGGGAGGUAGUUAUAGAAAACCAAAUGAGGAACUUUUCAGGAGGGAAAGUAAGAUGGGGCAAAAGGAGUGGGAGAGACAAGUUGCGGAAAUGGAGAAGCAGGUUUUGGAGGCGGAAGGAGAAGAUGACAGAGUUUAUGGUGGUGGUGUGGAGAAGAAGAUGAAUUAGUUGAAAUUUGGAGGAUUGGAAAGACAUGUACAUAUGUCAAGUGGUUUUUUGAGUGGGUGGGAGAGGAAUGGGAACAGAAGGAGGUGCAGUGAUUGUAUAUAUUGCAUGGUAUGACAUGAAAUAGCAUUUUUGAUGUAGAUUCAUGUUGGUUUGAAAAUAAUGGAUGGAUGGAUGGAUGGAUGGAAAUGAUUUGCAUAUGAAGGCGUUUAGUUGUUAAGAAUUAUGGUAGAUAUAUUAAUGUGGGUGGUUAGAUGAUGGGGGGAUAGGUGAUGAGCGGGAUGAGGGUAGGUGGUAAAAAAUGGAUAGAGAUAAGAAUUAUGUAUCUAUCCUAUUUACUUCACCUCAUCUUUUCUGUUUGUUGGAUCACUUGUGUGCUUUACUUUACUUUAUUUUAUUUUACUUUGUUUAUUUAAUUUCAUGAUUUGAAUUUUUUUGGUUUGACUUGGUUUUUGUAUGUGCUUUGUGCUUUGUGGUGUAUGGUUUUUGGUUGUGUUUUUGGUUGUAGUUUGUUAUACAUGUCUGUUUAUUUACUUGGAUGGGAUGGAAUGGAUGGGAUAGGAUAGGACGGGAUGGAGGGGGGGCUUAGAGAUGGAUGAGUGUGUAUAAUAAAUAUGAAUGAGAUGGAUGGGAUGUGUAAAGAUGAGAUGGCUGUGUAAAGAUGUAUAGGUGUAAAGAUGAAAGGGUGUGUAAAGAUAGGAUAAUUAGGUAUAUAAAGAUGGAUGAGAUGGACGAGAUAAUGAAUAUCUUUUUUGGAAGAGGGGUUUAUUUAUUAAUAACA
This is a messenger RNA of Botrytis cinerea B05.10, 2398 nucleotides long. It is a transcript of the gene Bcerg3, whose product is annotated as Bcerg3. NCBI's taxonomy places the organism in Eukaryota, Fungi, Ascomycota, Leotiomycetes, Helotiales, Sclerotiniaceae. The transcript is spliced from 2 exons. The record is from RefSeq and is a predicted model, not a curated record. The coding region runs from base 574 to 1620 and encodes 348 amino acids. Gene Ontology annotation, biological process: lipid biosynthetic process. Gene Ontology annotation, molecular function: oxidoreductase activity; iron ion binding.